CCCCUCCCUUUCAGAGCCCCCGGUUCCUUAGAAACCAGGCGGCGUGUUACCGGUGUCUGGGCACUACAUUACUGUACCCGUUCAACCCCGCCAGUCUGCUUCAAGUCGGGCGGGUGAGACCCGGCUGGACCCAUGGUUUCCGGUGUGGCGAGGAGCAGGCGAUGCCAGCGUGCCAGGAGCCAUGCUUGACCAGGAUGGUGGGUAGAUCAGCUCCAUGCUAGAGGCCCUUGUGAGGAGAUGAGGCAGUGAGCAGAGGCUGGGAUGAAGAUGCUGCCGGGAGUGGGCGUGUUUGGGACUGGCAGCUCAGCCCGGGUCUUGGUCCCACUGCUAAGAGCAGAAGGGUUCACCGUGGAGGCCCUGUGGGGGAAGACAGAGGAGGAGGCAAAGCAGCUUGCCGAGGAGAUGGACAUCACCUUCUACACCAGCCGCACUGAUGAUGUCUUGCUGCACCAGGAUGUGGACCUGGUGUGCAUCAACAUCCCCCCUCCACUCACCCGGCAGAUAUCUGUGAAAGCUCUAGGUAUUGGGAAGAAUGUGGUCUGUGAGAAGGCAGCAACCUCAGUGGACGCCUUCCGGAUGGUGACAGCCUCCCGCUACUAUCCACAGCUGAUGAGCCUGGUGGGGAACGUGCUGCGCUUCCUGCCUGCCUUCGUGCGCAUGAAGCAGCUGAUUGCAGAGCAUUAUGUUGGCGCAGUGAUGAUCUGUGAUGCCCGCAUCUACGCAGGCAGCCUGCUCAGCCCCAGCUAUGGCUGGAUCUGCGAUGAGCUGAUGGGGGGAGGGGGCCUGCACACCAUGGGCACCUACAUCGUGGACCUGUUGACCCACUUGACCGGCCAGAAAGCUGAGAAGGUACAUGGGCUGCUCAAGACAUUUGUGAGGCAGAAUGCUGCCAUCCGAGGCAUCCGGCAUGUCACCAGCGAUGACUUCUGUUUCUUCCAAAUGCUCAUGGGUGGAGGAGUAUGCAGCACAGUGACACUUAACUUCAACAUGCCAGGCGCCUUUGUGCAUGAAGUCAUGGUGGUGGGCUCUGCGGGUCGCCUUGUUGCUCGCGGAGCUGACCUCUAUGGGCAAAAGAACUCUGCCACACAAGAGGAGCUGCUAGUGAGGGACUCACUGGCUGUGGGUGCAGGGCUGCCUGAACAGGGGCCUCAGGAUGUCCCGCUGCUCUACCUGAAGGGCAUGGUCUACAUGGUGCAGGCUUUGCGCCAGUCCUUCCAGGGGCAAGGGGACCGCCGCACCUGGGACCGCACCCCUGUCUCUAUGGCUGCCUCAUUCGAGGAUGGGCUCUACAUGCAAAGUGUGGUAGAUGCCAUCAAAAAGUCAAGCCGAUCUGGGGAGUGGGAGACUGUGGAGGUUCUGACAGAGGAGCCUGAUGCCAACCAGAACCUGUGUGAGGCACUUCAGCGGAAUAACCUAUGAGCCUGUGAUUGGGCUCCCUGCCACAGGGCACAGGAAUCAGGGAGGGAGCGAUGAUGAAAGUAUAGCUGGCCAUGGCAGAGACAAUGUCAUUCAUUUAGUAAUUCAGCUUGGACUAGGGCAGAUAGAAGAUUGAAGGUGGCCCAGGGAAAUCUCCCUUCCGUCUGUUCAUUUAUUCCUCAGACUUGAGGAGUAAAUGAGCCUACUGCCACAGCCUACUACCUACUACCACCUCCAACACACCUACUACCACAGCCUAGACUAGCAUUGUUGUGUAGGGCAGAUCUGCUGCCAGGCCUCUUCAUGGCUCUGCUAGUCAGCAAGACCAGUAAAAUCUUAGUUUGGGCUCUUCAAUAUGAUGUGAUCUGAGAGAAUGAAAAAGUCUAGCAAAGAGCCACCUGGGCUGAGAUCUGAGGAGAAAUGAUAAGAAGCCUUAUUAUUUCCAUGCCCAUGCCCUCCUUGGGACCUGGGGCAUCUCAGGUUAGUGGGGCAGCAAGUCAUCCCUCAGGGAUCCUCACCUGCCCUCCCAUCUGACCGCACCAGGCUGACCUGCAAGGAGGAAGGGCUUUGUAUUCAGUAAGCUCUCGGGCUGUUGACUUAGGCCAAAGGCCUCUGACUUGGUGGAGAGAAGAUACGCAGAGCCAUAGAACAUUUGAUGAAUGUCACUAUAAAUCACAAAAAGUGA
This is a messenger RNA of Octodon degus (degu), 2101 nucleotides long. It is a transcript of the gene Gfod2, whose product is annotated as glucose-fructose oxidoreductase domain containing 2. Bases 262 to 1419 code for a protein of 385 amino acids. The transcript has 3 exons. Gene Ontology annotation, biological process: extracellular matrix organization. The record is from RefSeq and is a predicted model, not a curated record. Gene Ontology annotation, molecular function: nucleotide binding. NCBI's taxonomy places the organism in Eukaryota, Metazoa, Chordata, Mammalia, Rodentia, Octodontidae. Gene Ontology annotation, cellular component: extracellular matrix.